UUGAGAAAAAGCUGUCAAGCAGUAAACAGAGCUUAGUAAAGUUCUGUAGGGUUUCUGAGAGUUACCUGAGUUGGUCUUGGUUUUGGAUGAUCCUUCUUUAUGGCUGUAAAGGAGAUUUGUGUUUGGAAAGUGCUCAUUUUAGUCCUUUUCCUCUUUGCUGUUGAGGGACAGAGAUCAGGACCAUCCUUCAUGGUGACGUUCCCUGCAGUGAUUGAGUCCGGCUCUGAUGCCAAAUUGUGUGCAAGUCUUUUAAAACCCAAUGAGAGUCUUGCAAUGACUGUUUCUCUGCUUGAUGACAAAAACAAGACGACUCAACUUGUGCAGCAGAGAUCUUCAACAGAGUUUCACCGCUGCUUUACUUUCCAGGCACCUCAAGUAGAUGGAGAAUCAGUGCAGAAGUUGAAGGUGGUAGUUCAAGGAAGGGUCUUCAAAAUGACCGAAGAGAGGAAAGUCAUGUUCAGAUCUUACCUACCUUUGACCUUCAUCCAAACAGACAAACCCAUCUACAAUCCAGGACAAACGGUGAAUUUUAGAGUUGUGACCAUGAAUGCCACACUUGUGCCCCUUGAUGCAAUGUACAGUCUGGUGGAGGUGGAGGACAAUAAUAAUAACCGGAUUGGUCAGUGGACAAACGUUUCCUCAACGAGGUGGAUAUUGCAGCUUUCUCAUGAGUUAAACCCAGAGGCUCAGAUAGGGAUGUACACACUAAAGGCUUUUAUUGGUGACCGAGAGAUCUCCCAGGUUUUUGAGGUGAAAAAAUAUGGCCUACACAAUGGAAGAUAUUUGGAAAAAUGUUUGUAACCCAGCAGAUCUCACCCCCUGCAACUUAUCAACAUAACACCACAGACACUAAUAAAGUGUGACACAUGAAAUUAUUAAAAUUCUUAAAGUUAAAUUUUGACAAGAAUGUACUCCUGGGCUGCGUUCAACCCCGACAAAAUGUUGCAAAACGUUUUUUAAACGGAAACGGUGGUGCGUUGAACACCCUGUUCUGAUGACGCAGGAGUUGCAACUAUGGCAGCUGAGAAGGCCAUUCUUUGUGUUCUUUUUGAAGAAUUUUCAGAGCCUGAUGAAAUCGGUAUAAAGAUGUUUAAUACUUCAAAAUACGCUCUGUUACAGUCACUGCCCUUGCCAUCCAGAAUAAAAGAGAACAUCCCAAUCGAGUAAAGGGAUUUGUGGGAACUUUUAAUUGUGAUACAACAUUUGUCUCUCUUUUCAGCAUGAAAAGACAAACAUUUCAGGUGAAGGAUAAUCCAUUUCUUACCUCUGAGACUGUUAUGAUAUAUUAUUUUUAUUGUGAGUAUUAGGCUUAUCAUUAUUGAUGAUCACUGUUGUUGUGCUAUUGUAAUAUUUAGCCUACCACUAUAUAAUCAGAGGAGAAUAUAAAUUUAUUAAAGUGUCACUUCACAAUACAAUAGCAAAAUAUAUAAGUAUAGUAUUUUUAUAUUACAUUAAUACUCAUUGUGCAGGAUGUCUCUUUAAUACCGCGUGGUUCAUAUACAUCCUGCCGCUCGUAUACAUCCUGUCAUUUCUGACACACCCACCAAACAAGAGAAAAUGUAUCUCAAACCUGUUGCACACCGUUUCCAGGAAACAUGUUGUUCAACCCGGAAAACGUAGCAAAACGUUGCGCACUGGUUUGAGCUUGAACGUGCCCCUGAUGCACCCCUCAGAUCAGUCAGCACCUGCAAUGACCUUUACACACA
This is a messenger RNA of Megalobrama amblycephala (Wuchang bream), 1706 nucleotides long. Its product is annotated as ovostatin homolog. Gene Ontology annotation, molecular function: endopeptidase inhibitor activity. The transcript is spliced from 7 exons. NCBI's taxonomy places the organism in Eukaryota, Metazoa, Chordata, Actinopteri, Cypriniformes, Xenocyprididae. The coding region runs from base 100 to 801 and encodes 233 amino acids. The record is from RefSeq and is a predicted model, not a curated record.